ACCCUGCUUCAGCUUGAACUCGCUAUGUCUAUGAAGACGAUUGUCUUCCUUUGUCUUGGUGUUACUCUUGCGGCUUCACCAGCACUGGCUGCAUGUGCCGUCCCGGCAUCCUCACUCAAGAUUCCGUCCAAUCAGACAGCCCUCGUCGCUCCCACCUUUCCCCCCUCUUUCGUGGCUCUGGGCGUCGGUGUUCAAAACUACACCUGCUCUAACACGUCCACUUACACUAAUGUCGGUGCUGUUGCAGAACUCUUCGACAUCUCUUGUGUCGUUGAUUCCGCCCUCUCCCCCUACCUUACCUCCGCCGUUGAAGCGCUAUGGUCCGCCAUUCCAUCUGACACAUUCAACACAACGGAGCUCAUCAGCACACUCGGAUUCCUCGGUAAUCCUGACGUCAUCGGGCAGCACUACUUCGUACCCAAUCCUGCCACCGGUUCUGGUAGCUCCCCAAAAUUCGAUUUUACGAGUGCGAGGUUCAACGGCGUAGCGGAGGCAUUUGUGGUGUUGGCGAAGACGGGAGAUGUUGUCUCGCCUGAUGACAAGAGUGUGGAUGUGGAUUGGUUAUAUCUGACCGCAUUAUCGUAUGGGGGUCAAGGAGACUUGGCGGGAUCAGCAUUCAGGGUUGAAACGGCGGGAGGACAGCCGCCUGCUUCGUGCAAUGGCGCUGACAGCAUUUCGGUCAAAUAUGCUGCGAAGUACUACCUCUACAACACAACGCUUCCUGCCAGCGUUCUCGACAGCUGAACGGACUUUCUACUUGGAUAUUAUUGGGUGAAUCCAUGCAUUGGGACUUGCUCCUCAUGCUCCCUUUAAACUCUGUCGUUUUUUGGUGCGAAUAUUUAUUCUGAAUGCCUACCGCUGUCCGAUAU
Stereum hirsutum FP-91666 SS1 is the source of this 869-nucleotide messenger RNA. RefSeq lists its product as uncharacterized. NCBI's taxonomy places the organism in Eukaryota, Fungi, Basidiomycota, Agaricomycetes, Russulales, Stereaceae. Bases 25 to 744 code for a protein of 239 amino acids. The transcript is spliced from 4 exons. The record is from RefSeq and is a predicted model, not a curated record.